AUGUCUGUAGACACUUCCACCACUGCAACCGUCGGCACCCAGCUCAGCGAGAAGGCCGCACUCGAAGCGACCAAGCCUGAGCGCAGGAGCAUCACCUUCUGGGAUUCCCAGAAGAUCUGGGUUAAUUCCUGGAAGAAGGACUCGUUGCUUGCUUCGCAAAACGAACUUCUCCACGAAACGCUAGGCAGGGGCGAAUACGCCACGGUGGACGCCUCUCCAAACCCCACCGCCACCGUUAACUUCCAGUUGCAAAACAUCUCAAGGCCAGGCAUCACGGUGCAGUCCCAGACGGUUCCGAUCACGCUCUAUAACAAACCGGGCUACAUCAACGAGGUCUACCUUGAAAACCAAACCGAUCUGAACGCUGCUACCAACGUGGUCAUGCUCCACGGUUACGGUGCUGGGUUGGGUCACUACCACCGCAACUUCAAGAACCUUGUGGAAAACAACGGAAACAUCAAGGUUCACGCCUUAGAUUUGCUCGGCUGCGGUGGAUCAUCCAGCCCUGCUAUCCAGCUUUCCACCAAGUACGUUUAUCCGCCAUCGGUGGAGGUCACGAUCCCAAAGCUGGAGUCGGUUCUCGACCAGGCAACCUUUAGACUUGGGUUUGAGACACCCGAAAAGGCACAGAGAUAUGCUGAAGGCACCAAGGCGGUAGUUUCGGACAUUGAAAACUACUACGUCGAAUCGCUUGAACUGUGGAGAAAGCAGCAAAAGUUGGAGUCGUUCGUGCUCUUUGGCCACUCGUACGGUGGCUACAUGGCCUCUUGUUACGCCCACAAGUACCCAAACCGGAUUGAGAAGUUAGUGCUUCUUUCGCCGGUCGGGGUUGAGCGCAACGCACUCUCUAUCCACAACCCAAACUUGUUUUCCGAGGCAAGAGUGCCGCUGGCCGAUCCAACCUCGUACGACUACAUUGGCAGAUUCGGCAACGGGCUCCCCUCCUGGUUUGUGUCUGCUUGGAACUGCAAUUUUGCCCUCCUCGGAGUGAUCCGAUCUCUCUCGGUGGCGGCUCCAAAGGUCUUGUCGUUGUACACUUUGAACCGAUUCCGCCAGCCGGACAGUGUCACUGAUUCCGACGCCUACAACCGCCUGUUGGGAUAUUUGACCCAGUACUGUUAUAAUUUGUACAAGAGCCGCAGUACGUCCGAGACCGCCAUCACCAAGAUCUUGAGUGGGAGCAUAAUGGCUAAGUGGCCGUUGAUGGAUCGAGUGGAGCAGUACCGGGCCAUUAAGAAGCCGAUCUACUGGUUCUAUGGGACGGACGACUGGAUGAACAGAGAAGCUGGGGCCUCAUUAUCGUCGAAGAUUGGCAAAAACAGUGAGGUGUACACGGUGGACCUGGCUGGACACAACUUGCACAUGGACAAUCCAGACUUGUUUAACAAGAUCGUCAACAGGAUUCUCAAAUAA
Messenger RNA from Babjeviella inositovora NRRL Y-12698, 1413 nucleotides. RefSeq lists its product as uncharacterized. Lineage: Eukaryota; Fungi; Ascomycota; Pichiomycetes; Serinales. The transcript has a single exon. Bases 1 to 1413 code for a protein of 470 amino acids. Gene Ontology annotation, biological process: cardiolipin acyl-chain remodeling. The record is from RefSeq and is a predicted model, not a curated record. Gene Ontology annotation, cellular component: mitochondrial inner membrane. Gene Ontology annotation, molecular function: A2-type glycerophospholipase activity.